AUGGCGGCCCAGUCACAGCAACCUCCGCUGCAUCAUGACGGUUUCAGUACUCGGGGCGUUGCACCUGCGGGUCAGCUGGCCGGUGCGCCGCUUCCACCGCCACAGGGCUUAGAGGUGUCCGCCGUGGCGACUGGUGUACAGGCGGCAGACAUGAGAUCUCACUUGCUGGGCAUCUCAACGGCGGGUCCAGGAGCGAGGGUGCGUGCGGCGGAGUUUGGAGAGGGAGAAUCGGAGCGUACUGCAUGCACGGGUGCACGGGCGCGGAGCUCCAAGUGGACUGGAGUGCGUUUCGACUCAGUGAGCGGUAAGUGGCACGCAGCCAUUGGACUGGAGAAGGGUAGGUCAUACUCUACGCCGUUGGGAGCGUAUGACACAGAGGUGGACGCUGCUGAGGCUUAUGCUGCUGCUGCACUGGUCUUGCGUAAGGGCUGGGGACCCCCACGCGGCUACGUCAUGGAACUAAAGAUCGAGGACCGUGCGAUUCUCGAUAGUAUGACUCAUGAUGAAGGGACCGAGCUUCUGACGGCCAAAGCGUGGCACAAGUGGCGCUCUUGGCGCCGUGAGCUGUACCCGUCUGCCUUCCUUGCAGAGACCGCCGGCGGUCGCCCCCAACCCUUGUCUGCAGAGCAUGCUGCCGCAGAAGAACGUGCAAGGGUGCAGGGACGGGCUGAGGCCGCCAUUGGAGUGGCAGGAGGAAAUGCCGGCGCGCGGCAGUCAACUGACACUCCAGCAGUGCGUGAGGUGGCUGCAGCGGAGGGAGUGAUUGCAUCACUUACAGCACCAGGCAACAAGUAG
Messenger RNA from Closterium sp. Yama58-4, 795 nucleotides. The record is from the annotation of a GenBank genome assembly. Lineage: Eukaryota; Viridiplantae; Streptophyta; Zygnematophyceae; Desmidiales; Closteriaceae.